CUAGUGUUAAAUAUUGUAUUAAUAAUUUCUUCUCUUUGCCCGUAGCUUUGUGGGGACGUAAAGAUGGAGACUCGUGCAUCUUCAUCAUGUUCUGUGGGACGUGUGACUCCUGUGGAGGAACAGAAUGAAGAUCUCCAGAUUGUGAAAGUGGAAGACCUUGGAGAUGGAGAUUACCUGUAUGAAGCAACACCAAGAUCUGUGGUCCAACCUAACGAAGACCUUCAGAAGAAGCUUGUUAAAGAGGAGGAACCUAAACAUGAGGAUGAUCUGUACUGUGAGGUCUGCAGGUCCUUCUUCGUUGACCGGUGUGAGCUCCACGGUCCACCUCUCUUCAUCCCUGAUACUCCCGCUCCCACGGGCGUCCCUGACCGAGCCAGACUGACCCUUCCACCCGGGCUAGAGCUUCGACAGUCCAGCGUUCCUGCAGCAGGUCUGGGCGUGUUUAACAGAUCCGACACUGUUCCGCUCGGCGCUCACUUCGGACCUUAUCAGGGGGAGCUGGUGGACCGAGAGGAAGCCAUGAACAGUCCCUACUCCUGGGUGAUAUACGAGAGCAGACGGCGGGAGGAACACGUCGACGCCAGGAGUGAGAAGCAGGCGAACUGGAUGAGGUACGUGACCUGGGCUCGUAGGGACGGAGAGCAGAACCUGGUGGCGUUCCAGUACCGAGGGGGGAUUCUGUACCGGUGUUGUAGAGCCAUCGAACCAGGACAGGAGCUGGUGGUGUGGUACUCUGAGGAGUACGCCAAAGUUCUCGGCGUCACGUUCGGCUCCCUCUGGAGAGAAAAGUGCUCCACAAAAGGAGUGAACACCACAACGUUGCAGGACUUCUUCUGCUCCUCGUGUUCACCUCCCCAUACAUCUCAGACUGACCUCCACCAGCACGUCCAGAGAUUAAACGCAGGAGAAGCGUCACAUGACCUCCCGGUGCCCACGGGUAGCUUCGAGAGUCGGCGUGCGCCCUCCGCCAGUCCCCAAACCGACACGCCAAAGAUCUACCAGUGCUCCGACUGUGGGAGGAACUUCUCCUGCGGGAGCAAUCUCCGAAAGCACCUGCGCAUUCACACCGGAGAGAAGGCCUUCCAGUGCUCACACUGCGGGAGGCGCUUCACCUACAAGAGCAACCUCCAGAAGCACCAGCGCAUUCACACCGGAGAGAAACCGUACCAGUGCUCACAGUGUGGGAAGAGCUUCACCCAGCAGAGCACCCUGGUUCAACACCAGCACAUUCACACCGGGGAGAAGCCGUACCAGUGCUCCGAGUGCGGGAAGACCUUCACUCAGGAGAGGACUCUGCAGCAGCACCAGCUCAUUCACACCGGAGAGAAGCCCUAUUACUGCCCGCAGUGCGGGAGGAGCUUCACGCAGAAGAGUAACCUCCGCAUGCACCAGCGCACUCACACCGGAGAGAGGCCGUACGGCUGCUCGCUCUGCGGAAAGAGUUUCACCCAAGAGAGGACUCUCAAGCAGCACCAGCGCAUUCACAUGGGAGAGAAGCCCUACCACUGCUCCCUGUGCGGGAAGAGCUUCACUCACCAGAUCGGUCUGAAGAAGCACCUGCGCACUCACACGGGGGAGAAGCCGUACCGCUGCUCGCAGUGCAAGAAGAGUUUCAGUCAGCAGAGCAAUCUGCGACUGCACCAGCGCAUUCACACGGGAGAGAAGCCGCAUCGCUGCCCGCACUGCGGGAAGAGCUUCACCCAUCAGAGCACUUACCUGAAGCACCAGCGCAUUCACGAAGAAAAGCCGUAUCACUGCACGCACUGUAAAAAGUGUUUCGGUCGAGAAGGCGAUCUUCAGAAGCACCGGUGCAUUCUCAAACCCUAGA
This is a messenger RNA of Trichomycterus rosablanca, 1828 nucleotides long. RefSeq names its product histone-lysine N-methyltransferase PRDM9-like. Gene Ontology annotation, molecular function: protein binding; histone methyltransferase activity. The record is from RefSeq and is a predicted model, not a curated record. NCBI's taxonomy places the organism in Eukaryota, Metazoa, Chordata, Actinopteri, Siluriformes, Trichomycteridae. Bases 64 to 1827 code for a protein of 587 amino acids. The transcript is spliced from 6 exons.